AUGGAAACAUACUUUUCUCAUGAAUUUAGUAAAACAACUAGAGAUACAUGUACUUAUAACAAUCGAACAAAAAACAGGCUUAAUUUUACUGCGUAUGAAGGAAUACCAGAAAACUUAAUGGUCAAUGCUUUAGGAUGUGUUUUUUUAGUGUUAUUUUUCUCAUUUAUGAGAAAAAAAGCAUGGAGUUAUAGUCAAUUAGAACAAGCCAACCACGAUCAUGAAAAAUGGGCUCGAAUUUUUUACGGCAGUUCCUCUGAAAGAUCAGAGUAUUUAGAAGAUGGCACUUCUACUACACUUGAGAGAAAUCACACACCAUUCGAUAGUAGAAUUUUUGCUUGGUUUGGUUGGUUUUUAACAAUUAUGUAUCUCGAGGACAAGAAAAUCUUACAGAAAUGUGGUUACGACGCAGUGCAAUAUCUUUCAUUUCAAUGUCACAUAAUUGUUUUAAUGGGUAUUAUAACUGUGGUGUCGUUAGCAAUCGUAUUGCCUAUAAAUUUUGCUGGUGAUUUGGAAGGCAACGAGAGCUCCUUCGGACACACUACAGUCAGUAAUCUUCAUCCGAAUUCUCCGUGGCUGUGGGUACACGUGAGUAUUGCAAUGCUAUAUCUUCCAUUGACUAUAUUCAUUAUGAGGAGGUUUUCUGCUAAGCUAAAAUUGGAAAACAACGAACACCAUUGGUCUCGUACACUAAUGAUCACUAAUAUUCCAAGAAACGAUUCAGACAUGUAUGAUUUAGCUCAACAUUUUAAAGAAGCAUACCCAGAAUUUGAAGUUGAGAGUAUUAAAUUGGCUUACGACGUUAACAAAGCAAACGAAUUACAACGGUUUAGGAAUGCUGCUAGUCAAGCCAAACAGUACUGCGAUUAUCAUUUAAAAACAGUGGGUGAGCGUUUGAUGAUUCAGCCACACAUUUGUGGCUACAUAUUUAUUUGUUGUGGACUUCGCACUUCUCACAAUUUGGAUGCUCUUGAAUAUUAUUCUCAAGAAGAAAGUCGUUUGGACGCUGAGUUAGAAGAAGAAAAACAAUCUGCUCUUAAACGUCCUAUGGGUAUAGCAUUUGUUACGAUGACCACAUUACGUUCAGCCCGAAAGAUUUAUCAAGAUCAUGUAAAUAAAAUUACUAUAUUCGAACGUCCUAGGCCACCGACCAGCUCUGUCUCAGACCUUCUUCAGCCGCACAAAUGGGUCGUCAAGUUUGCUCCAUCGCCAGACGAUAUUAUUUGGGAAAAUCUAACUGAAACCUAUCACAAUCGUUAUUGUAAAAUCAUAUUGACGAAUGCGUUCUUGUUGGGAACUUUAUUCUUUCUGACCACUCCUGUGAUUAUACUGAACCUUUUGGACUCACUGAUACUCAGAGAAUUUCAAAAACAUACCCCAAUUCUAUCAGAGUUCAUGCCAACGUUGUUGCUUUUGACCGUCACUGCACUUUUGCCCGCUUUGGUCAUACGAUCUGACGAUUGGCUUAGACAUUGGACAAGAUCCAAAAGGAACCAUUCAAUAAUGCGCAAAACGUUUGUGUUUCUUUUGUUUAUGGGUUUAAUCUUACCGUCUUUGGGAUUAACAAGUGCUCAUGCAUUAUUAGAGUUAGCACUUCAAACUGGAAUGGAAACGUACCGUUGGCGGUGUGUGUUUAUGCCCGAUAAAGGUGCGUUUUUUGUCAAUUAUGUCAUCACUUCAGCUUUAAUAGGAACGAGCUUGGAACUCAUACGUUUUCCAGAACUGUUUAUGUACGGUCUUCGACUAUCCACUGCAAGGUCAAAAGCGGAAUCGCACAGUGCUAGAAAGUUAGUUCUUUCUGAAUUUUCUUUUGGCGUACAAUACGCUUGGAUGUUGCUGAUAUUUACCAUUGUAACAGUGUAUAGCGUUUCGUGCCCACUUAUCACACCGUUCGGUCUUAUGUACAUGGUGACCAAACACUUUGUCGAUCGUUACAACAUUUACUAUGCGUUUGGAAAAUCGAAAAUCAGUAAAAAUAUACACCGUACGGCCAUCAAUUGUGUAAUGGUGGCCAUAGUGCUGUUGCAAGUUAGUUUUACAUCGUUGUCGAUGCUUCGUUACGGGCUGCAUGACAUCACGUGGUUCGCGUUGAUCGGUCUGAUCAUUACACUGGCGUUUACACUGUCCCAAUGUUUCUACAAUCACUGUUCCUCGUGGAGUCCUAUACGUUACCAGGUUAGACUUCCACAUAGAGAUCAAGCUAAUCAGUCCACACUUAGCCAUAUCGCACAUGCGGUAGAGUACAUUCCCGAAGUGCUGCGACAAACUUUACUAACUACCGUGGCCAACAUAAGUACACUGCCGUUGACUCCAAACGAUUCUAGUAGCACGUUAGAAGAUUUGGAAAUUGAGAUUAAGAACACCGUACGCCAUCAUCAAUGUUUUUCGAACGGUCAGUCACAAAGUUAUGUGUCAGUUUAG
This is a messenger RNA of Adelges cooleyi (spruce gall adelgid), 2418 nucleotides long. RefSeq names its product calcium permeable stress-gated cation channel 1-like. Lineage: Eukaryota; Metazoa; Arthropoda; Insecta; Hemiptera; Adelgidae. Gene Ontology annotation, molecular function: calcium-activated cation channel activity. The transcript is spliced from 14 exons. The coding region runs from base 1 to 2418 and encodes 805 amino acids. Gene Ontology annotation, cellular component: plasma membrane. The record is from RefSeq and is a predicted model, not a curated record.